AAAGAAUAUACAACACACAUUUUACACAAUCGUCAGUGAUCAUUUCAAUCGCUGUCAAAAUCGGCAUUUUUUGAUAUUAGCAACGCCACUGCACAUACAGAGGAACUCGUAUGAAUAUGUUCUAUGCCAGCCGGUACUUUUUUUCUCUUCUUGUAAAGAAAAGGAGAGCUGGCAUUACUCUCUUCCCUCUAUUUAGCACUGACUUACGCAGAGCUUAUUGCACUCAUCUCACAAUGUCAACGACCCAAUCUUCGAACCACUUUAGGCAUUCAACUACUCUUCCAUAUAAGAUUCCCGAAAGGGAUCUCUCUGAGUGGAAUAUCUUCGUCGCGUUGGCUUCGAGGGGAACUCCUGAGGAAAAAAGCGAGUUGGGACUUCCAGAAAACUUCGAGUUUACCAACACCAAGGAUCAAACUCUAAAGGAUCACUUCAAGGACCGUAGCGAAGGUGCGAAAACAUAUCUUCAGCAAAGGGUGAAGGAUGAAAACCAAAAACGAUCAGCGAAGCCGAGUAAUCCUGAUGACCGUGCAAAACUGGCAAAAUCCUUGAAGGAUGAACUUUGUGCAUUGCUGCACCAAGUGAAGGAGAAGCUCGAUACGGAUGCAGCUGUAACGCUCAAUAGUGAUCAUCCAGAAGACUGGGACAACGAAAUGGCGUACCAUAAUUCAGGUGCCUCACGUCACGCCUUGGCGACAGGCGCUAUGUUCUCGACGUUUCAAUCCAAAUGUAGAGAGCAUAAUGGACGUUCCGGUAAGAUAUGCAGAUGUUUACAAGUAGUGAUGCUUUACUUUGAUGCUGUUAUUGCUGAUAUAGAGUCGAUGAGACAAGAGAAUGGUACAAGAAGCGCCAAAUCUGGACGUUGUUCAAAUGCCACGAUGGAGAGUGUUGGCAUAAUAAUGCGAAAUUUGUACACUAAGUGGAGUUGAUAAAACAUCAGACCCUUAUAGAUGUGGUGAGCAUUUAAUAUCUUUUAGAGGAAAAGAUGCAAAAGGAAACGCCCAAAUUUCCUUGGGGUGAGUUCAAGCGAACUGCCGAUGAUGCUGGGCUUACCGCCCAUUAUUACAACGAGAAGAAGCGGCUUCGAUUGGCUGGGUUCAAUUUCGGAAAGGAUGAAAAAGACCAAUACCAUCCAACGGCUCUCAGACCGGUAUUAUUACGGGAUGGUCAGUUAGCCCAACUGCAUAAAGGGCUAAAAGAUGAAGUUGUUAAACUGCUUGGAGAUGGUAAGUUUGUAGAUCAUUUAACAAUUGAUUUUUGUGAUAGAGGUAAAAAGAAUAAGUUAUUGAUUCACGAGGUAGAUGAAACAGAAUAAAUGAGUUUUUUGUUUCUCUCAGCCUUUGAAUA
This is a messenger RNA of Zychaea mexicana, 1344 nucleotides long. RefSeq lists its product as uncharacterized. Lineage: Eukaryota; Fungi; Mucoromycota; Mucoromycetes; Mucorales; Lichtheimiaceae. The record is from RefSeq and is a predicted model, not a curated record. Bases 111 to 926 code for a protein of 271 amino acids. The transcript has 5 exons.